Metarhizium acridum CQMa 102 is the source of this 1482-nucleotide messenger RNA. RefSeq lists its product as uncharacterized. Gene Ontology annotation, molecular function: transmembrane transporter activity. Gene Ontology annotation, cellular component: membrane. Lineage: Eukaryota; Fungi; Ascomycota; Sordariomycetes; Hypocreales; Clavicipitaceae. The record is from RefSeq and is a predicted model, not a curated record. Gene Ontology annotation, biological process: transmembrane transport.
AUGUUCCGGUCCCUGGUCGAGCUUCAGCCUGCUUCCAACCAAGCAGACUCUGAAAGCGUUGCCCCCCUCACCGCGCCCGAGAGAGUGGUCCAGAGAACAUAUCCCGGGGCGCCUGCUCAGGAGAAUGCCUCGAUUGAGCUUCACAGUCUCCCCGGCCGUGGCGGUGAGUACAUGGCCUCUGGGCCAAACACGCCGCGGACAGAGGUGGCUGCGGAUGACUUGGAGAUGAGCAGGCCUUUCUCGCCUGCUCCCGCAGCAGACGCGGUAGAUGCCGUCAUGAGCGCGUGGGACCCGUUUAUGAAUCGCUUCAGGCUGCUGUCCCUGUGUCUGUGUAGUCUCGGGGAUGGGCUGAGCGAUAGUGCCGCUGGUGCUUUGAUUCCUUACAUGGAGACAUACUACGAUAUUGGCUAUGGCGUCGUCUCGCUCAUCUUUGUCGGCCAGGCGCUCGGCUUUGUUGUUGCCGCCGUCGUCCUCGACACGAUGCGAGCCAGGCUCGGCCGAGCAAGGCUGCUCGCAGUGUCGCAGGCCUGCAUGGCCCUGGGGUACGUCCCGCUCGUUGCGACAGGGCCCUUCAUCCUCGUCGUCUUCGCCUUCUUCUUGGUCGGCUUCGGCCUGGCCAUCAAUGUCGCCAUGGGCAAUACCUUCUGCGGCGCCCUGCAGAACGGGACGCUGCUCCUGGGCCUCUUGCACGGCACGUAUGGCAUCGGCGGCAUAUCCGGGCCCUUGAUGGCCACUGCGCUCGUCACCGUGGCCGGCGCAACCUGGAGCAGGUACUACAUCAUCACUCUCGGCGUGGUCUUGAUAUCUCUCGCCAUGGCCCUCUGGUCGUUCUGGUCCUUUGAGAAGGAGCAGAGUCCCGCCGCGCGAGCUCGUGAGGCCCAGCCUGAUGGGACGCUUCUGCUGGGCAUGAUGUCUGCCCUCAAGCUGCGCGUGGUCCUGCUCGGCGCCAUCUUCAUCUUCGCCUACCAGGGGGCAGAGGUGUCCAUCUCCGGCUGGGUGAUUUCCUUCCUCAUCAACGUUCGCGACGGUGACCCGUCGUCGGUGGGCUACGUCUCGUCUGGCUUUUGGGCUGGCAUCACUGCAGGACGCUUCUUCCUUUCGGGGCCUGCUCAGCGCAUCGGAGAGAAGAAGUUCGUCUACGGGCUGGUCGUCGGGGCUAUUGCGUUCCAGAUACUGGUGUGGCUCGUUCCAAACAUUGUUGGUAACGCCGUGGCGGUUUCCAUCGUUGGCCUUCUCUUGGGGCCUGUGUAUCCGUGCUCGGCGGCAGUCUUCAUGCGCGCCAUGUCCCACAGGGAUGCACUGAGUGGCAUGGGGACGAUUAGUGCCUGCGGAAGCUUGGGAGGUGCCGUCGCCCCCUUCUUCACUGGCAUGUUGGCGCAGGCGGUUGGGACGUAUGUGCUUCACCCGAUUGUUGUAGGGUUGUUUGUCGUGAUGUUGCUGUGCUGGUACGCGAUGCCAGUUGACGAGAAGAGGUCAGACUGA